This is a messenger RNA of Malania oleifera, 1275 nucleotides long. RefSeq lists its product as uncharacterized. Bases 319 to 810 code for a protein of 163 amino acids. The transcript has a single exon. NCBI's taxonomy places the organism in Eukaryota, Viridiplantae, Streptophyta, Magnoliopsida, Santalales, Ximeniaceae. The record is from RefSeq and is a predicted model, not a curated record.
AGCCAAAGACGGAGAGGGCCCCCACAAGACCUGAAAAAAGCUUCCAGACAAGAAAGAAAGAAAAGGAAAAGAAAUGUCACCUAAUAUUCCGGAAAAGCAUGAUUAUAAAUAGUCGAUCGAUCUCCAUCCUGGCAUGAUCAUUUCUUCUUGCAAAAUCACUAUCCACCUAGUCAAAAUGGGUGGAGGGUGAAUUUAGAAAUCUUGUUUGCUUUUGAUUGCUAACACAGGAAUGUGAUGAUCAUCAUCUCUGCACAGAGUUCCAACUCGUGAGAAAAUGAGAGACUGUCCACUUUGAAUAAAGCACAUGUAUAGACAUUUAUGAAGACAAAAGAAGGGAUGCUCCAAACUCAAAGCAAAAGCAAAAAGGACACAGAUCCACCACUCUUCUUCACCCACAAGCCUCCAGCAUCCUUCAAGCUGUAUCAAAAGAUGUUAUAUGAGGCCAGCACAGCUGUCAGCUUCCCUGAGAAAAUGGCUGCAGCCGCUCCUGUCAAGAUAGGCACAAGAGGAACUGUGGGAUCUCUUGUCAUGAAGGAAAUUGAGUACUUCAGCAAGCUCGAGUUAGAGCACCGAGCAAGUUGUUCUCGAGUGCCUCGGCCGGUGGAUGUCGGUUCAAGCAGUGGCCAUUCCAGGCCAAGUUUCUGGUCCCUCACAAUGACUUGGAAAAGGAAGAAGCGAAGAGGAAGUGGGAGCGGGUUCCUUCCAAACAUCUGCUCUGCUGUGGAAGUUGCAGAAAGCCAUCGGUUGAAUGGAGUUCCCGGUUUCAAUUACAGGAUCCUGAAAAGUGAUGAGAACAACUUGAACACCUAGAUUGACAAUGAAACCUUUGUGUUAUAGUACUGUCCCAUUCUGCCCAUUCUUUUCCAGUGAUUCCUUGCUUCUCUUGUUCACUCUUGUUCUAAAAUUUUCUUUAAGUACUUUCAAGUGGGUGAUUCUUGUUGUUAUGGUUAUCUUUGCUUCUGCUACUGCUCGCUUCGAUCGAUGGUGAUCUUGUUUGUAGUCUUCAGCAAGUACUAGAGAGCUGUGCAUUACCAGGGAGCAGAGAGGCCUGGCCUUUUUCUGAAGACCCAAAAGAUAGAUGCGCUAAACUGUUGAAGUUUGACAUAAGUGUGGCAUAUAUGCAGAGAAUAUCAGAGACCCUCAGACCAGUAAGACAGAAGGAAACACUUUAUUGUAUGCAGAACAGAUCUGUAAAUUAAGAAAUCUGUUUCUUCAGGAGUUUGAUGUACAUAUUCAAAGAGGGUAAUUAUAAUAACAAUGGUUAAAAACUUGUCA